Lepus europaeus (European hare) is the source of this 3177-nucleotide messenger RNA. Its product is annotated as ubiquitin-like modifier-activating enzyme 1. Bases 1 to 3177 code for a protein of 1058 amino acids. The transcript is spliced from 25 exons. Gene Ontology annotation, molecular function: SUMO activating enzyme activity. Gene Ontology annotation, cellular component: SUMO activating enzyme complex; cytoplasm. The record is from RefSeq and is a predicted model, not a curated record. Gene Ontology annotation, biological process: protein sumoylation. Lineage: Eukaryota; Metazoa; Chordata; Mammalia; Lagomorpha; Leporidae.
AUGUCAGGCUCACUCUCAUCUAAGAAACGUCGUGUUUCUGGGCCUGAUUCAACACUGGAGUCUCACUGUUUCCCUGCCUACCCUGUGAUGUCGGAAGUGCCCUCAGAACCAACCAACGGAAUGCAGAAAAGUAUUGAAACAGUCAUAGAUGAAGGUCUUUACUCCCGCCAGCUGUAUGUGCUGGGUCAUGAAGCAAUGAAGCAUCUUCAGACAUCCAGUGUGCUAGUGUCAGGCCUGCAGGGCCUGGGUGUUGAGAUUGCCAAGAACAUCAUCCUUGGUGGGGUGAAAGCUGUUACCCUGCAUGACCAGGGCACUGCCCAGUGGGCUGACCUCUCUUCUCAGUACUACCUACGGGAAGAAGAUAUUGGUAAAAACCGAGCUGAAGUAUCCCAACCCCGCCUCGCUGAACUCAACAGCUACGUGCCUGUCAGCACCUACACAGGACCACUGUUUGUUGAGGACUUCCUUAGAGAUUUCCAGGUAGUGGUCCUUACUAACACUCCCUUGGAGGAUCAGCUGCAGGUGGGUGAGUUCUGCCACAACCAUGGCAUCAAGCUUGUGGUAGCAGACACACGUGGCCUGUUUGGGCAGCUGUUCUGUGACUUUGGAAAGGAAAUGAUUGUUAUGGAUUCUAAUGGGGAGCAGCCACUCAGUGCUAUGGUUUCUAUGGUCACCAAGGACAACCCUGGGAUUGUUACAUGCCUGGAUGAGACCCGACAUGGAUUUGAGAGUGGAGACUUUGUCUCCUUCACGGAAGUUCAGGGCAUGAAUGAACUGAAUGGCAUUCAUCCUCUUGAGAUCAAAGUUCUGGGUCCUUACACCUUCAGCAUAUGUGAUACCUCCAGCUUCUCUGAGUAUAUUCGUGGAGGCAUUGUCAGUCAGGUCAAAGUACCUAAGAAGAUUAGUUUUAAAUCCUUAGUAGUGUCAUUGGCAGAGCCAGAUUUUGUGAUAACAGACUUUGCCAAGUAUUCUCGCCCUGCUCAGCUGCACAUUGGCUUCCAGGCCCUGCAUCGGUUUUGUUCUCAGUACAAUCGAUCUCCUCGACCACAUAAUGAGGAAGAUGCAGCAGAACUGGUGAUCUUAGCACAGACUCUGAAUUCUGAAGCCUUGCCCCCAGGACAGCAGGACAUCCUGGAUGAAGACCUCAUUCGCAAGUUGGCAUAUGUAGCUGCUGGGAAUCUGGCACCUAUAAAUGCCUUCAUUGGGGGCCUGGCUGCCCAGGAGGUCAUGAAGGCCUGCUCUGGCAAGUUUAUGCCUAUCAUGCAGUGGUUAUACUUUGAUGCUUUAGAAUGCCUUCCUGAAAACAAAGCAGCCUUCAUGGAAGACAAAUGUCUCCCGCAUCAGAACCGUUAUGAUGGGCAGGUAGCCGUAUUUGGCUCAGACCUACAAGAGAAACUGGGCAAGCAGAAGUACUUUCUGGUGGGUGCAGGUGCCAUUGGCUGUGAGUUGCUCAAGAACUUUGCCAUGAUUGGACUAGGCUGUGGGGAGGGUGGGAAUAUUACAGUGACAGAUAUGGAUACCAUUGAAAAGUCCAAUCUCAACCGACAGUUUCUCUUCCGGCCCUGGGAUGUCACAAAGUUAAAGUCUGACGUAGCUGCUGCAUCUGUGCGUCAGAUAAAUCCACACGUCAGAGUAAUAAGCCACCAGAAUCGUGUGGGCCCUGACACUGAGUGUAUCUACAAUGACGACUUCUAUGAAAACCUGGAUGGUGUAGCCAAUGCCCUGGACAAUGUAGAUGCCCGCCUGUACAUGGACCGCCGCUGCGUGUACUACCGUAAACCAUUGUUGGAGUCAGGGACACUGGGCACCAAGGGCAAUGUGCAAGUGGUUAUUCCCUUCCUGACGGAAUCUUACAACUCUAGCCAGGACCCACCUGAGAAGUCCAUCCCCAUCUGCACACUGAAGAACUUCCCCAAUGCCAUUGAACACACUCUGAAGUGGGCCCGGGAUGAAUUUGAAGGCCUCUUCAAGCACCCUGCAGAAAAUGUCAACCAGUAUCUCACAGACCCAAAGUUUGUGGAACGGACUUUGCAGCUGGGAGGCACCCAACCAGUGGAGGUGCUGCAGGCCUUACAGCGUAGCCUGGUGCUGCAGCGACCAUAUACAUGGGCUGACUGUGUGACUUGGGCUUGCUACCACUGGCACACCCAGUAUUCUAACAACAUCCGGCAGCUACUCCACAACUUCCCUCCCAACCAGCUGACAAGCUCAGGAGCCCCGUUCUGGUCUGGACCCAAACGCUGUCCACAUCCACUUAUAUUUGAUGUCAACAAUACGCUACAUCUGGACUAUGUGAUGGCUGCUGCUAACCUGUUUGCCCAGAUGUAUGGGCUGAUGGGCUCUCAAGACCGACCUGCUGUGGCCACACUCCUGCAGUCUCUACAGGUACCUGAAUUCAUCCCCAAGUCUGGUGUCAGGAUUCAUGUUUCUGACCAGGAGCUGCAGAGUGCCAGUGUCUCUCCUGAUGACAGCCAUCUAGAGGAGCUCAAGGCUGUGCUUCCCAGUCCAGACAAACUCUCCGGGUUCAAGAUGUACCCCAUCAACUUUGAGAAGGAUGAUGAUAGCAACUUUCAUAUGGAUUUCAUUGUUGCUGCAUCCAACCUCAGAGCAGAGAACUAUGAUAUACCUCCUGCAGACCGUCAUAAGAGCAAGCUUAUUGCAGGAAAGAUCAUCCCAGCCAUUGCAACAACCACAUCAGCUGUAGUUGGCCUUGUGUGUCUGGAGCUGUACAAGGUAGUGCAGGGACACCAACAGCUUGAGUCCUAUAAGAACAGCUUCAUGAACUUGGCUCUGCCAUUCUUCAGCUUCUCUGAGCCCGUUGCCCCACCACAUCACCAGUAUUAUAACCAAGAAUGGACUUUAUGGGAUCGCUUUGAUGUACAUGGAUUACAGCCUAAUGGUGAGGAGAUGACCCUCAGGCAGUUCCUAGAAUACUUCAAGACGGAGCACAAACUGGAAAUAACCAUGCUGUCCCAGGGUGUGUCCAUGCUCUACUCAUUCUUUAUGCCUGCCUCCAAGCUGAAGGAACGUCUAGAUCAGCCAAUGACAGAAAUUGUGAGCUGUGUGUCGAAGAGAAAAGUGGGCCACCAUGUGCGGGCUCUGGUGCUUGAACUGUGUUGCAACAGUGAAAGUGGCGAGGACAUUGAGGUCCCUUAUGUACGCUACAUCAUUCCUUGA